AUGACAGUGAAUUCAGCGAUAUUCAUCAUUAAACAAUAUGGUAUACCAGUCCCACUAGAUCAAUCACUGUGCAACUAUGUUUAUGCUGGUAGAGCUGUAUUUAGUUGUCUUACUAUAUCAGGUCAAACUCAUGUAGUAGAUAUAACAUCAAUAUUAUUACCAUAUGUAAAUAAGGGUGAUCCAGAUUAUACAUUGACAUCAUUAUACUUUCCAUCAUUGGAGUCUAUUGGUUUAAUUCCAACGGUAUAUCCGUCUCUGAGAUAUCUCGUCCUUGGUUUCUAUCCAACCGACGAACUCAUCCAAUUCUCAAAGUCUAAAAUGCCUAUCUUGGAAUCAGUUGAUUUUGCAAUUGGAGAUGGAUCAAAACUUCAUUUUGGAUCUGAUAUCGCUAUCACCUAUCUUUCUUGUUAUGGAUUACCAAGAGGAAUACAAAAUAUACAAUGUACAUUGUCUAUUGGUGACCCUUCAAAAAUGAAUACUUUAGUUGUACAUGGUAGAAAUUCAUCCUUUUCUCCACCCGUGAGUCCUUCAUUCAAGGUAUUAAAAAUGUUGACAAUUAAAUUCCUUAAUAUUACUACCUAUCCAAUUUCCUUUACAUUUCCUCCACUAAUGGAAUCACUUGCUUUUGAAAAUACUCAAAUUACACAAGUUCCAAACAUUCAAUUACCUUCUUCGGUCAAAGUACUCUCAAUCCUUUUUAAUAAUGUCGCUGGAACAGUAGAUUAUGAUUACGUAUUUGCAAACAGUACCAAUUUGCAACUUUAUCUCCAAAGUCCUCUCAUCGUUGGAUCUAUUCCCGAUAGUUUUUGUGACAAUAGACCAUUUGUUUUUGGAACAUCAAUUUCUUCAAUUCCUGAUUGUUUUUGGUGCUAUUCAGGAGACAAUAGCAUUUUCACAACAAGUGCAAUUAAACCACCAACCAUUACUUGUGAUAUAGGAUUGGAUUCAACAUUUCUAGUUACAAAGAAUGGAAAAAUUACUGUAACUGGUAGAGGGUUAGGAUGGGGAGCACCAGAUAUUAAAGCUAUCAUUCCUAAUCGUCAAAUGGAGAUAACGUAUCCUAGUUUUGCAUUACUUGAACCACCAAAAAAUGUUACAUUUAAUUUACAAAAUGUAGGACCUGUUGUUUCAGUGCAAGCAGAGAUUGCUGAAGGAGGUGUCACUAUCAAUGAUGUUAGGUUUUCUCAAAUGGCCAAUUAUGUUGAGGUCAGAAUGUACAUGUACAAUUAUAAUCCCUAUUUUGUCCCUUUGGUUCAAUUCAACGAAAUGGCUGCUCUAUCAAGUGGAAUGACGGUUAACAAAACAAUGAUCACCUUUGCAGUACCCCCAAUGCAAAGUCGACAAUGUUAUAUCAAUGUUAACAACCAGUACUACCAAGCUAACUGGGGGACCUAUUUUUUCAAAACCUUUCCAACCAUCACCAACAUUUCAACUCUGUCGUCACCUGGAACCCCUAUAACCAUCAUUGGUAAUACUGGAGGUUUUGCAAACUCUGUCAUUCAAGUAACAUUCAACAAUGGAACUUUGAGUGAAACCGAUUGUCUAGUAUCAAAUUAUACAUCAACCUAUAUUAUUUGUUCAACUCCAAUCACUCUACCAGGUGUUUAUGGAAAUACAAGUGUUAGAGUAAAUGUUAAUGGUUUCUUUACAUUCUCUAGUGUUGUACUUAAAAGUGUUCAAACCUAUUGUCAAGAAACUACAAAUUAUUGUCAUGGUAAUGGUGAUUGCAAUGAAAGUGGAAUUUGUUUAUGUAAACAAUCAAAUUUUUAUGAUUCUUGUUCAAAAAGUUAUCCAACACUUAGUUCAGGUCAAUAUGAUUCAAAUGAUUUAACAAUGGUUUCACUUUAUGGUGAUUUUGGACCUUUACCAACUCUGACCAAUGUUUCAAUCAAAUUGAAUAAUUCAAUUUCAUGUACACCAACCAUUGUUUCACAAUCAAGUAUCAGUUGUACACUAUCAAGUAAUGCACCAUUUGGAUUAUCAUCAGCUCAAGUGGUACAAGUUUCAAGUGAUACUAGUAACAGUAGUAGUGAUGAAAAUGGAGGAGAAACAGCUCAACAAAAAUGUUCAAGAUUAACAUUUAAUUGUUUUGGUAAUGGUAUUUGUGAUACGAAUGGAAUCUGUGUUUGUAAUCAAAAUUAUAAUCCAAUUGAUCAUUGUUUUACUAAAUUUAUAAAUACAACGAUUAUAGCAAAUUCAACAUCACCAACAGUAUCAUUUGAUGUUGAUGGAUUAGAUUUCCAAUUUGAAUUUAAAUCAAUUCAAGAAUUGGAUUUGGAUAAUAAUGUUUUGAAUUUAUUAAAUAUUGAUGAUUAUUCUUGGAAUGUAAAUGUAUCAAUCAAUGAUAUUAAUACAACUGCAGUUUAUCAAUUAAAUACUACCAAUACAACCAAUAGUAAUAAUAAUUCAACAAGUCAAUUUAAUCCAUUCCAAUCACUUCAAGUAUCAUCAACCAUUUCAUUCUCAUCACAACCAAGAGAAAUUCCAUUUGGUGAUCAAGUCCUUCAAAUCAAUCCAAACUCUAUUAAAUUGGCAAUCAAUGUUAGUGGAUGGCAAUAUAGUUCAAAUGUAGCAACACUCAGAUUAAUAUUCACAUCAGUGGUAAAUCAAAAUCAAUCAAUUGAAUUUAACUGUGAAAAGACUGAAAUUGGUACACUCUCUUUUGACUCGCUAUCAAAUCUUCAAUACCUAAGAGUUGUAAAAGAUAAUAUUCAAUUUAAUGGUAGAUUUAUUGAUUAUGCCAUUUCAGAUGGAAGAGUUGUUUAUUCUCAAACUGAAUUGGUAUCAUUUACUCCAAUAGAUGAUAAAGAUAAUGAUAAUGAUGGUCAAUCAAUUGCAACGAUUGGAAUAAGAUUGCCUCAAUGCCAAGAAUGUUUAUUGGAUCCUGAUUUUACACCACUUUUAAUUGAUAAAAGUAAUGAUCAAGGAUGUGGUGAAUCAUCAUCAAAAGCAUGGAAAAUAGCUGUUGGUGUUGUGGUUGGAGCUGGUGCUGCUAUUGCCAUUGCUGCUGCAACUGUAAUAUUAGUAUUAAAGAAAAGAAAGGCCACUAUUUUCCAAAAGAAAAUGGAUAGAUUAUCUUUCAAUCAAUAA
Molecule: messenger RNA, 3090 nt
Organism: Cavenderia fasciculata
Lineage: Eukaryota; Evosea; Eumycetozoa; Acytosteliales; Cavenderiaceae
Product: EGF-like protein
Exons: 12
Coding region: 1-3090 (1029 amino acids)
Source: RefSeq, a predicted model, not a curated record